AUGCAAAGGGUGAAGAAGAUGAAGGAUAAAUUUUUUAAACAAAAUCAUGGGUUGUUGGUGCAGCAGUUGGUAUCACAGAAUUCAGAUAUUGGUGAAAGGAUGAUAAUUACAUUAGAAGAGCUUGAGAAGGCCACAAAUAAUUUUGAUAGAUCUCGUGUGAUUGGUGGUGGAGGCCAUGGCAUCGUGUUUAAAGGAAUUAUUGACCUUCAUGUUGUUGCAAUUAAGAAAUCAAAGAUUAUAGUACAGAGAGAAAUCAAUGAGUCCAUAAAUGAAGUUGUGGUUCUUUCUCAAGUCAACCAUAGAAAUGUGAUGAAGCUCUUAGGAUGUUGCCUUGAGGCAGAAGUUCCAUUGCUUGUUUAUGAGUUCAUUUCAAAUGGGACACUUUGUCACCAUCUUCACGUUGAAGCAUCCAUAUCAAUACCAUGGGAUCAUCGCAUAAGGAUUGCAUUGGAAGUUGCUAGAGCACUAUCCUAUUUACACUCAGCUAUAUCGAUACCAAUAUUUCAUAGAGAUAUUAAGUCAUCCAACAUACUGCUUGACGAUAAUUUAACUGCAAAAGUAUCAGACUUUGGAGCUUCUCGACAUAUCCCAAUUGACAAAAUAGGAGUUACUAUAGCUGUUCAAGGAACAAUUGGUUACUUGGAUCCAAUGUACUAUUAUACAGGCCGACUAACAGAUAAGAGCGAUGUAUUCAGCUUUGGUGUUCUUCUUAUAGAAUUACUUACUCGAAAGAAACCAUAUGUCUACCGAUCCAUAGACGAUGAUGGUCUUGUUUCACAUUUUGUCUCGCUGCUUGCAGAAGGCAAUCUAGUUGAGAUAAUGGAUCCUCAAGUCAUAAAGGAGGAAGAUGGAGACAUGCACAAAGUAGCUACAGUAGCAGCAAUGUGCACAAAAUUGAAUAGUGAAGAUAGGCCUACAAUGAGGGAAGUGGAAAUGAUUCUUGAGAACUUGAUAGUUAAGAAGAAAUACAAUGGUACAAAACCAAGAAAUCAUGGGCUACUAUUGCAGCAGCUUGUAUCGCAUAAUGGAGACAUUGGAGAAAGGAUGACAAUUACUUUAAGAGAUCUAGAGAAGGCUACAAACAAUUUUGAUAAAGCACGUGUGAUUGGUGGAGGAGGGCAUGGCGUUGUGUUCAAAGGAAUUAUUGAUCUAAAGGUCAUGGCAAUCAAGAAAUCAAGGAUUACAGUAGAAAGGGAGAUCAAUGAAUUUAUAAAUGAAGUCGCCAUUCUUUCUCAGGUCAAUCAUAGAAAUGUGGUGAAGCUAUUAGGAUGUUGCCUUGAGACAAAAGUCCCGUUACUAGUUUAUGAAUUUAUCUCAAAUGGAACCCUCUAUCAACAUCUCUAUGUUGAAGGACCAAUGUCACUACCAUGGGUUGACCGAAUAAGGAUUGCAUUGGAAGUUUCUAGAGCUCUAUCCUACCUACAUUGA
Molecule: messenger RNA, 1428 nt
Organism: Miscanthus lutarioriparius
Lineage: Eukaryota; Viridiplantae; Streptophyta; Magnoliopsida; Poales; Poaceae
Source: the annotation of a GenBank genome assembly